UGGGCAGUGGAGAUCUUUCUUGAUGCUCUGAUUUAUCUCUAAAAUUGUGACCUUGUUCUAAAUUAAAAAUAAAUUCAUAAAAACAAAAGAAUUCUAAAAUUUUUAAAACUAAGGGGAUUUAUCAUAAAGUUUUGAAUUUUUCAUUAUGUUUGAGGAUGAGAAAUUGCUUUAACUCUUAUCAUAAGAAAUAGCAAACAAGCAGAUUACAUUUUUUUAAUUUGCAUGUUUAUUUGUAAACGUUAAGAAACAAUUUUAGGUUUAUGAAAACUUCAUCCAAAAACAGCAACUAAAAGUUUCACCUUGUCUCUAAUUCUUAUCCAAACAAAAUUGUGCGUUUAAAAUUAACAACUUAUACCAUGAUCUUCCAUUAUUUCCACUCAAUCAUUUGCUAUCUUUAUCUGAAAAUUUCCCUCCAAGGUAAAACUAACCAACAAGACACCCUAUCUCUAAAAUUAGUGCUAUCAUUCCCAAAUUCAACUAAUGUUAAAGUUUCCUCUAUAAAGUUUCUAAAACUCAACUUUUUCACACAAAACACCUCUCCUAAUAAACAAUCUAUUCUUAGGAAUUGGCGAGUAACCGGAGGCAGGGUUAAGCCUGAAUAAGAUCAGUUUAGAUUUACACUUCGCCAAAGCUGGCAUAAUACAUUCUAAGAUAUAGAAGAGCACCAUUAUUUUAGAGCGAAAGUCUUCUUGUGUACUUGUAUGCUAUCUUGGCGAGAAGAAUUAUACUCUAUUGUUGGUUCUUAGUCUUCUUGAAGAAAUGGGUAUUUAGGAUAACCAGAAGAGGAUUUCGUUAAUAAGAGAGAUUGAAAUAAAUAAUCAAAUAACUAUCAGAAGUUGUUAGAGAAUAAAAAUAAUUAUGGUUUGGUGCACAGAGAUAAUACGAGCCUAUGUAGAAGAAUUUGAGAAGAUCCGAACAUUCAAAUUACUGUUGGCAUACUUAACACCCAUCGUUAAUGAGAGACAGACCAUAAGACAUGCAUAGAGCUGAAUUAAUAUUUAAGCAAGAUAGAAAUAUAAUC
Moneuplotes crassus is the source of this 1021-nucleotide messenger RNA. NCBI's taxonomy places the organism in Eukaryota, Ciliophora, Spirotrichea, Euplotida, Euplotidae. The record is from the annotation of a GenBank genome assembly.